This is a messenger RNA of Adelges cooleyi (spruce gall adelgid), 6648 nucleotides long. Its product is annotated as NFX1-type zinc finger-containing protein 1-like. The record is from RefSeq and is a predicted model, not a curated record. NCBI's taxonomy places the organism in Eukaryota, Metazoa, Arthropoda, Insecta, Hemiptera, Adelgidae. Gene Ontology annotation, cellular component: nucleus; nuclear RNA-directed RNA polymerase complex. Gene Ontology annotation, molecular function: zinc ion binding; helicase activity. Gene Ontology annotation, biological process: regulatory ncRNA-mediated heterochromatin formation. The transcript has 15 exons. The coding region runs from base 423 to 6533 and encodes 2036 amino acids.
AAUAUAUACUUACUUUAUUUUCAACGUUGGUCAAUAGAACUGUGUACUGUUUUGGUAUUAAAUGUUUAUGGAAUGUGAAGUGGUGUUCAAGUGAAUUUUCCAGUUGCAGUUACAACGCAUUUACAGAUAAUGGUUUAUUCGUUGUAUAAUUUUGUUUAUUUUGUAGUUUAUUAUUUAUAGGCCAUUAGGGCCGGAUUUUAUAAUUGGAAAAAACUUAUUAUUUUUCGAUUUAAUUUGCUAAUAGUUUUAAUUAAGUUUGUGAAUUGUGUAUUAACGAAGUACUGUUCACAAUUAUAUUAUAUAGUUUAUAUAGUGUUAAUCAUAAUAUUGAAACCGCACAUUAGAUUGGACAAUUGAAAAAUUAUUUUAUUUUUCAUUUUGGUUUUAUGAAAAUUGAAAUCAAAAAUCACUGUUAGUUGGUCAUGGAAUCAAGACAAUUUGUAAAAUCCAGUGAUGGAAAAUCAUAUAAACGUAAUGGUAACAUUAAAUCACAAUAUUACUCAAAUAAAAAGCGCAGUAACCAGCCUAAACAAUCGGGCACAUAUCAUAACAGAUCUUCUCAGAGCCACUCAACAGAAACGAAUCCAACUAAAAACAGUACAGAUAAUGAAAAACCUAAAAUAAAAAAAAGGUAUUUUGGAUUUAAACAUCUCGAAGAACUCUCUGAAAAGGAUCCAUCUGAAAUAGUAGUUGUGAUGUGUAAUAGUAGUAAUGGAUUUAUGGAUUUAUUCCAAUUAGAUAAAGAACCAGAUUGGCUCUUUUUGAUAAUGAAAGUCACUGCUAAAAUUUGUUCUACCGAGUUUGAAUACAACAAACAAGCUAUGUUAAUAAAAAUAAUAAGUUCAAACUUUAUUGACCAUUUGAAAGCAUAUAUAUUGACUACUCCUACCGAUAAAAAUCGUAACCGAAUUAAAAAUAUUAAUAAUUUUUUUAGUAACUGUUUAACAGUAUUUCAAUCUAUCACUAAACUAUUUCCAAAAACAGCGGUUGAGCGUUUAAAAGAUUUAGUUUUAAGUUCUAACAUAGCUUUAAGUGGUAUAAAUAAUUUCUGUCCAGAUGUUAAAAUAAAUGAAAUUAUUUUAAGUGAAAUGGCUGAUCUUUUUAAGAAACUUUCAGAAAUCAGGCUCACCAAAGAGGUUGAAAAAGAAGAAAAGUUAGUUUUUGAAAAUAUUGCUCAGUUUACGCUUCCUCCAGAAAAUUUUCGUGAGUUAACUGUUUAUCCUUCGCCAAUUGACCUAGAAGAUGAAAAUCCAUUUUUACGGCCUAAUAUCUUAAAAGGAGUGUACCAAGAUGUAGAACAUUAUUUAGAUGUUCAAUUUCGUCUUUUACGUGAAGAUUUUAUUGGUCCUCUUCGAGAAGGUAUACAAUUUUAUAAAGAAAAUAUAAGGGAUAAGAAGUCCAAUGAAACUAGAAAAAGAAUUUAUAAUAUACGCGUUUAUCAGAAUGUUGAGUUUGUAGAUAAUGGAAAAUUUGUCCAAGAUAAAUCAGGAUUUAUACUGAACUUCAAUAAAAACAAAAAAUUGAGAGUUAAUUGGGAAAUGACUAAAAGGUUCAUGUAUGGAUCAUUAUUGGUGUUUACAUCUGAUGACUUCAAGACAUUUUUUUUAGGCACUGUUUUAGAACGUAAAAAAGAAUUACUACAAGAAGGAAAAUUAGUUGUUGAGUUGUUAGAUGAAGGAAGACCAGAACACUUUGUAAAUUUAACAAUGGUGGAAAGUGAAGUGUUUUUUGAACCAUAUAGGGUUACUAUGGAAGUUUUAAAGAAGAUUACAAGUGAUAAUUUCCCUAUGGAGCAGUAUAUUAUUUCAGCUAAUCAAAUUAUUGGUUAUCCUCUUUACAUUGAUAGCCUGCCAAUGAAUUACUAUAAAAUUGGUAAUUUACAGCAGUUUGAUAUUUUAGAUAAUAACCUUUGGCCUUCUAUGGAACAACUAGGACUAGAUGAAAUGCAAUAUAACGCAUUUAAAGCAGCAUUGCAAAAUGAAUUUGUUGUUAUACAGGGACCACCUGGCACAGGAAAGACGUUCAUUGGACUGAAGAUCAUGAGAACGCUAAUUGAAAAUUUAUACACUGAGUACACAACUUCUUAUAAAAAAUUACCGUUUAAACUCGGUAAACCAAUACUAGUUGUUUGUUACACAAACCAUGCGUUAGAUCAGUUUAUGGAAGGCAUACUGGAAUUCACUAAACAUGUCGUACGGGUUGGUGGACAAUCCAAAUCGGAAUUGAUGCAACAGUAUAGUUUAAUUAAUGUGACUAGAAUGCAUAGAAGAACACUAGAUGUUUCUAAAGGGCUUCGAAGUUUAAAUAAUGAAUUAAAAGGUGUUAUGCAUGAUAUAAAUUAUUAUCGUAGUUGCAGUGAAUGUUUAUCCAGUUAUGAAGGUAUUUUAGACUUAACUUUGUUAAAAAAUGGUAUGCCGAAGAUUUAUCACAACUUUUUCCAGACAUCUUUAGAUCUUUUGUCUUGGCUUUUUAAAGACUUUACUUAUUUUAAUACAGAUCCAAUUUUAUAUUUAAAGGAAAUUGUUCAAACUGACGCUGAUUUAUCAACUACUUGCAAAGUGUUACAUAUUAACAAUUUAAGUGGUAAUGUUGAUGAAUUAACUCAGGAGGAUAAUGAAGAAGAUAUGCAAUAUGAAGCUGAUGAUCCAGACUUAAUAGUUUCAAUGGUUCAAAAAAAUAUGGUUAUUCAUUCUCUCACCGUAAAACAAGUUGAAGAAGCUUGUCGAUAUUUUAAAUCAAUAGCUGAAGAACUGCAAACAGAAGUCAAUAAAAAUGUUUACAAAGGAACUAAGAAGGAAACUUUACAAGCCAAAUUAGAUGCCAAGAGAGAAAUUUUAGAUGCUAAAUUAAAAUUUGAAAUUUUUGAACGUAUACUAAACUAUUUUACUGAAAUGUUGAGUUUAGUUCAUUGUAAUAUUCAGGUGCCAAAACUGAUAAAAGAUUUAAAAAAAUUAAAUAUAGCAGAUCGAUGGUUAUUAUAUUUUAGUUGGGUUGAAAAUAGUAAAAGAAUGUUUGGUCCAAAAAUUAUAGAAUAUGAGAAGUAUUAUUCAUCAUUACACAAACGGUAUACUGAAUUAAAAGAAAUGGAGAACAUAGAAAUUUUAAAUAAAAUGCAUGUUGUUGCAAUGACAACCACGGGCGCAGCAAAACAUAGAAUACUGCUUGAAGGAUUGCAAUCACCAAUUGUUGUUAUUGAAGAGGCAGCUGAAGUUCUAGAAGCCCAUAUAGUUGCAUCUUUAACUCGUCACUGCGAACACUUGAUUUUAAUUGGUGAUCAUAAACAAUUACGUCCUAGUAAUGCUGUCUACAAAUUGGCAAAAAAUUAUAAUUUUGAUAUUUCAUUGUUUGAACGUAUGGUUAAUAACGGUGUACCAUGCUAUACACUUGGGGAACAACACAGAAUGAGGCCUGAAAUAUCAUCUUUGAUCACACCAUCAAUUUAUUCCAAUUUAAGAAACCAUAUUUCAGUUUACAAUAGAGAUCAUAUUUUAGGAGUUACUAAAGAUUUAUUUUUCGUCAAUCAUAAUGUUUUUGAAAAAGAAGUUGAAGAAAUAUCGAGUAAGAGUAAUGAACACGAAGCUAACUUUCUAAUUAUGUUGGCAAGACACUUGAUUUUGCAAGACUAUAAAACUGAUCAAGUGACUAUUUUAACAACAUAUAGUGGUCAACUGUUUAAGCUUCGUGCAUUACAAAAGUUACAUCCAAUUUUAAAUGGUGUAAAAAUCAAAGUUGUUGAUAAUUAUCAAGGAGAAGAGAGUGAUAUAAUAUUGCUCUCAUUGGUGCGAAGUAAUCAACAAGGCAAUGUAGGAUUUUUAAAAACUGAAAACAGGAUAUGCGUUGCUUUAUCAAGAGCAAAGUAUGGGUUGUAUAUAAUUGGUAACAUGCAGAAUUUGCGCGAUUCAGGCGAACUCUGGAAAAAAAUUGAAAAAACUUUGGUCGAUCAGGGUUCAUAUGGUAAUGAGUUGACUUUGGAAUGCUCUGUACACAGAUAUAUGUAUACAAAGGUGUCAAAAAGUGAUGAUUUUAUGCCGAUUAUUGAAGGAGGUUGUACCAGGCUAUGUAUGACACUUUUGAAAUGUGGUCAUGAAUGUUCGAGUAUAUGUCACCCAUAUGACAGAAAACAUGAAAUCAUGAAAUGUAAAGAACCAUGUUCCAGGAGCUGUGAUUUAAACCACCCAUGUAAGAAAAAAUGUUAUGAAGACUGUGGAGAAUGUCUUGAAUUGACUUUAAAAGAAUUGCCAUGUAGGCAUAGAACAUUACUUCCAUGUUCCACUGAUGUUGAAACACACAAGUGUCAAGAAAAAGUUUCAAUCAAAUUUGAUGUUUGUGGUCACGAAAUAAAAAAAAAAUGUCAUAUAAAAGAUCCAAAAUGCACAUUUCCAUGUUACGACCGUUUGGAAUGUGGACAUUCAUGUACACGUAAAUGUCAUAAAAAUGACGAUCCUAAUCAUGAACUAUAUGACUGCCAGAAAAACUGUGAAAAAAUGAAUAAGAACUGUGAACAAAAUCAUAAAUGUAAAAUGUUAUGUUAUCAAGAGUGUUCCACCUGUACAAUAAAGGUAAAAAAGAUUUUACCAUGUGGCCAUGUUCAAAAUGAUAUACCCUGCAGAGACGAUGUCAAUAAGGUACAGUGUUGUCAACCGUGUAAACGCAAGUUGAAAUGUGAUCAUAAAUGUAAAUCAAAAUGUUUUGAAGAAUGCAGCCUAUGCGAAGAAAUUGUAUCAAAAGUAAUACCCGAUUGUGGACAUCAAGUAAGAUUGAAAUGUAAAACUGUUGCUGAGCGUUCACACUGCACUGAAAAAUGUACUCGAAAACUACCAUGUGGACAUAAUUGUCAAAGUCUGUGUAAAGAAUAUUGUAAUCCUGAUAAUUGCAAAUAUAUAGUACUUAAUGGGUUCAAAAAUCUUGCUUGCCAUCACAACAAAGCUUGGGUUUUUUGCUGUGACAGAAAUAAAGAAUUUAGUCCAGAUAGCGAGUAUCUUCUUGAAAAAUGUCUAGAACCCUGUACAGAAAUACUAAAUUGCGAUGAUAUUUGUACUGGCAAUUGUGGCCAAUGUAAACAAGGUCGUUUGCAUAUACCAUGUAAAGCAAAAUGUAACAAAGUAAACGUUUGUAAUCAUACAUGUGACUAUCCAUGCAAAGUCAUAUGUCCACCGUGUAAUAGGAGUUGUUCCUUUUCUUGCGUUCACUCAAUAUGCAAACGUUCCUGUGGUUUACCAUGUGUUAUUUGUGAGGAACCUUGUAAAUGGAAAUGUGAACAUUUACAAUGUACAAAAAAAUGUGGCGAAAUAUGCAAUCGCCUACCUUGUUAUUUUCCUUGUCAAGUCAAAUUGAAGUGCGGACAUGCAUGUAUUGGAUUUUGUGGUGAACCUUGUCCUCCACUUUGCCGUAUAUGUGAUGAAGAAAAAGUCACUGAAAUAAUAUUUGGAAAUGAAGAUGAUCCAGAUGCAAGAUUUAUUUAUUUAGAAGAUUGUGAACAUUCUAUUGAAUCAGAUGCUUUGGAACAAUGGAUAAAUCAAAGUGAUGAAGAAAUAUCAAUGAAACAGUGUCCACUAUGUAAAACACCUAUUUUGAAAACACAAAGAUUUAUGAAUCAAAUUAAGCAGAUUUAUCAAGAUAUUGCGAAAAUUAAAAAUAAACGUUUUGGUGAUGAUAAGGAUAAAGAAAUUGAAGAAAAAAAGAAUGAUCUCAUUGAGUGUUUAAAAUCAAUAGAUAAUAAAUUUGAUUCUAUGAUAAUUGGUGAUAGUAACGGAAAAGUUAAAAAACUUUGGAACCAAGUGGUUAAACCUGUAGUUGGAAAAAAAGGAAAAUUCAAAUUUUUUCUAUCUUUAAAUGACAUUGAAUCUCUUAAUUUUACUCUAAAAUUAUUUGAUUCUUUAUCUAAAUAUAAAGAACGUAUAGAAAACUUAAAUAACCAAGAUUUAAAAACAAAAAUCACUGAUCAUUUUAUUUGGUUGCUAACUGUUUGUUUUAAAGAUGCUCGACGUUUAUCUACCCAACAAAAGUUAGAUCUUAAUUUGGAAAUGGUUCGCACUGCAAGACUGAUGAGCUUGAAUGAGGUACUUGAUAAUCCCAAGUAUAGGUCCUGUAUCAACUUGCCAACGUCAUUAUCGAAAAAAAUUCAAGCAUUAGUCAAUGAUAUAAAAAUAAAAGUGACUUCUUGUAAUAGAUACAGUUAUACAAUUGACAAAUCGGUGCAAGUAUUAUUUGAUUACUUAGAGGAAAAUAUGAAAGGUUUAGCAGUUGUUUCAGAUGAAGAAAGAAAAAUGAUACAUGAAGCUAUGGCACAAAGUUUUUAUGGAGGAGCAAGAGCACAAGGGCAUUGGAUGAAAUGCAGAAAUGGGCAUAUUUAUUGUAUUACAGAGUGUGGAGGUGCUAUGGAAAAAUCCAAAUGCCCUGUAUGUGGUGUUGUAAUUGGUGGCCAGAACCAUCAGUAUGUUGAAGGAACUACUGUAGCCUCCGAAAUGGAUGGUGCAAGACAUUUAGCUUGGAGUCAAGGAAACAAUAUGGCAAAUUAUGAACAUUUUUUCUAACUGAUAAAAUUCAUUGUUCUUAAUUAAAGUAAAGUUUUAUAUUUUUUUAAAUUAUUCUUGUUAAUUAAAUUGUUUAUGAAACAUUAAAAAAGUGACGUAAAAGUUUUUUUUUAAA